ACGUAACUUCCGCCCGCGGCCGGAAGUUGGGAUCCUGUGAGCAUGGCAGCAUCGAAGGUGAAACAGGACAUGCCCCCGCCGGGGGGCUAUGGCCCCAUCGACUACAAGCGGAACCUUCCGCGUCGGGGACUGUCGGGCUACAGCAUGUUCGCUGUGGGCAUCGGGACCUUGCUGUUCGGGUACUGGAGCAUGAUGAGGUGGAACCGCGAGCGCAGGCGCUUGCAGAUUGAGGACUUUGAGGCCCGCAUCGCGCUGAUGCCACUGUUGCAGGCAGAGAAGGACCGGAGGGUCCUGCAGAUGCUUCGAGAGAACCUGGAGGAGGAGGCCAUCAUCAUGAAGGAUGUGCCCGACUGGAAGGUGGGUGAGUCUGUGUUCCACACAACGCGCUGGGUGACUCCCGUGAUGGGCGAGCUGUAUGGGCUGCGUACAAAUGAAGAGAUUGUGGACGCCACCUAUGGCUUCAUUUGGUACACGUAGGGGGCCGCUCCCCUUGGACCGCUUGGACCCCUGCACCCUCCCCACUGGGAAAGAAUAAAUGCUCUGGAGACCUGCC
Molecule: messenger RNA, 553 nt
Organism: Lontra canadensis (Northern American river otter)
Lineage: Eukaryota; Metazoa; Chordata; Mammalia; Carnivora; Mustelidae
Gene: NDUFA13
Product: NADH:ubiquinone oxidoreductase subunit A13
Exons: 5
Coding region: 43-477 (144 amino acids)
Source: RefSeq, a predicted model, not a curated record